ACAUUUACUGUUGGUACCAAGUGGAACCGAUUUCUAACUGUAAAGGGAUUUGGAGAACAGGUUACUGUGUGUGAAAAUGAAGGAAGGAGUGACUGAAACGCUUGGCGUUUUAACUGUGGACAUCGAUAUUCAUUAUGAUUUGGAUAUGACCAAGUUCCCGGGUGUUGACGACCCUGAUUGUGUUCAGGAGCCUACGCUACUGUUACCGUCUCAGAAGAUGAACGAAGCCUGGUUUGAUGCGAUUACACAAUAUGAUGACCCCGAGUCUGACGAAGAGGAGUGCGACGUUGACGACAGUGACACCGAACCUGGCGACGAUGGAUGCGUUUUCUGUGACGCUCUGGUGUCUGGCGAAGACAAUGACAGCGAUCCUAUUACAACAAAGCCAUGUUACUCAACGCACAAUUCGCCGCGUAUGUUGUACUUUUUCAACGAUUCCCAUUUGAUUGAAUAUGAGACUGUGGAGAUCAUGGAAGGUGAACAUCCAACAGACUCAAUACAUCUAGGACACGAAGGUCAAGGACAGGAAUUCGAGUGUACAACUGAAGAAAAGACAUAUUGGUUGAAUAACUCUAACCAAGACAAUUGUAUCCAACCCUCAGAACAUGAGCCAGCUGAGUGUGUUAUUACCGACUUACAAAACACUUCCUACACACAGCUUACUCCCUGUCAGUAUGUGUCGGAUUCAAAUUCGUCACAUCAGUCUCAAUAUAUGGACACAUGCAUAACGGAACAGCUUCCUCUCUUCAUUGACUUAGUGGACGAGUUAUCUCCCUUUCUCUCCCCAAGCGGCCAUGUUAGAUCACGGAAGGGAGAUAACUCCAUGGACCAGUCGGGCAGUGACGAUGAAUUUAGAUACUUUCUUGCAUCCGAUGAGGGUUUGAUGACAAUAGACACGUCUAAUACAUCAAUUAGUCACAAGAACUGUAAAAACGCCACAAUAUUUCCCAGAGGAUCAUAAUGGGGAACAGGAUAGUCACUAUUUGUGAUCGAGAAUAAAGGGGACGCAAAUUAUUCUUAUUCACGUGAAGAACUGCCUCACACGAAUCAUGGGUGCGCACAGAUACCCUUAUCCUCUCCCAAGAUGCACUCUUCUUUGUGGAUUCCGGGGUAGAAACAUUCCCCAGAACACCAAGCAUGUUGUACGAGUCGACAUAUUGAGGUCAGGAUUGAAACUCCGAAUGGCUUGGCCGAAUGAAUGACAUCGUACCCCACCGCCCCAACAUCUGUGUCAACAACUGGUUUGUCUGGACCAGGUUCGAUUAUUCAUUGGCCGCCAUGAAAUGUCAGUGCCUGUAGCGUAAAACAACAUCCACACGCUCACACCAAGACGUACUAGAUUUCUUACUUACGAAUAUAUAAAUAAAUAUAUUCAUUGUGAUAUUCCAAGGAAACACCGUGCAGUGAUCAAAAUCCUUUUUGAGUUCUGCAUUCAUCUAUAUACAUGUAUUGUCAUUUUCACAUAUUUGUUAUACGUUUUUAUUUAUGAGUAUCAAUUACAUGUAUUAUACAGAGAACAUAUUUAUUAUCAUCUUGAUAUUUGUUUGAAAA
Haliotis rufescens (red abalone) is the source of this 1551-nucleotide messenger RNA. RefSeq lists its product as uncharacterized. NCBI's taxonomy places the organism in Eukaryota, Metazoa, Mollusca, Gastropoda, Lepetellida, Haliotidae. The transcript has 2 exons. The record is from RefSeq and is a predicted model, not a curated record. The coding region runs from base 77 to 961 and encodes 294 amino acids.